AUGAGUCAAGUAACAAUAUAUGUCACAGAAACUGAAUAUAAUGAUUUUCUACGUGGUAAACGCAUUUUACAUGGAAAAUAUAUUGGUGAAUUUCCUAGUCUUGAUGAUUUAAUAAGUUUAACAACAAAAACGGAAACAACAAAUGACUUAGAUGAACUUGCAAUGAAGAUAGUUAGUGAUGCAGAUGCUGUUAAAAGAAAAUAUCCAAAUAAAAAUAAUCGUGAAAUUUCCAAAACAAUCGGAAAUAUGUGGCGUGACUUAUCAAAUGAAGAGAAAAAAAAGUAUCGUAACCAAGCAACAGAUUUAAAAAAUUCAUAUUUUCAAAAGAAAAAAAGAGUUAAAAAUGGCCAAAGUGUUAAUCUUCAAGAUAAUUAUGGAACAACAAAUCAAAAUAUUAAUAUAGACAAGACAAGUGUUAUUAAUAUCAACAAUAAAAACACUCCAAUUAAAAUUAAUAACAGUUUUUCAGAAAAAAAUGACAUGUAUUUAAAUUUUGAAAAGAUCAUUUUGGACAUAUUUAAACUUUGA
Messenger RNA from Entrophospora sp. SA101, 528 nucleotides. NCBI's taxonomy places the organism in Eukaryota, Fungi, Glomeromycota, Glomeromycetes, Entrophosporales, Entrophosporaceae. The record is from the annotation of a GenBank genome assembly.